This is a messenger RNA of Diabrotica virgifera virgifera (western corn rootworm), 11399 nucleotides long. It is a transcript of the gene Abi, whose product is annotated as abl interactor 2. Gene Ontology annotation, molecular function: SH3 domain binding. The record is from RefSeq and is a predicted model, not a curated record. Bases 212 to 1687 code for a protein of 491 amino acids. The transcript is spliced from 7 exons. NCBI's taxonomy places the organism in Eukaryota, Metazoa, Arthropoda, Insecta, Coleoptera, Chrysomelidae.
GUCGAAAUGUCAGAGUUAAUUAGUUAAUAAACGUCAGAAAUGAAAUCAGGAAAAUAAUUUUAAUAAAUUUAAUUAUUUAACAUCUUUUUACACCUAACCCUCCGAUUUUGAGUUGUAUUCUAUGCAAUUUAAUGUCGACAUGUUUCCAUGCAGUUAAUAAUGUAUGAAAGAGCAUGACUGGAAAGGAGAACAGUAAACAUCCGCCUCUAUUAUGAAUGUGUACUACGCCCAUGAAAAACUAAAUAGAGAACCUGGAAUAUCAAGUGACUGCGACACGAUGGCUGAACUCGCUGCAUUAUUGCGAUCCGAUAUUCCAGAAGGACGAAGCAGUCUCUCAGAAAACCACACAAAUCUACAAAGAGUAGCUGAAUAUUGUGAGGCGAACUAUUUUCAAAAUGAUAACAAGCGAUUAGCCCUAGAAGAGACCAAGAAUUACACUACACAGUCUUUAGCGAGUGUAGCUUAUCAAAUAAAUACUCUGGCUUAUAACUUCUUGCAAUUACUUGAUUUACAGACUACUCAGCUGGCUGAGAUGGAGAGUCAGAUGAACCAUAUUUCGCAGACUGUUAUGAUACAUAAGGAGAAAGUAGCUAGAAGGGAAAUUGGGGUUUUGACUGCUAAUAAGAGUACCAAUAGACAAUAUAAAAUAAUUGCCCCUGCAAAUCCUGAAAAACCCAUUAAGUAUUUAAGGAAACCCAUAGAUUAUACUAUUUUUGAUGAUAUUGGCCAUGGGAUAAGAACUGGAGGGACACCCAGACAGAAGCAAAGAGGUUCCAGCCAAGGAAGUAUUCAUUCAUUAAAUUCAAUGCCAGGAAACCCUAUGGUUGGUCCUGCUCCCACAACUAAGCCACCUACCCCACCACAAGUAUCGAGAACAUCUAGUAAAGUGUCAGUAGUGUCUGGAGGAACAUUAAGUAAAGGAAGUCGGGAAUAUAGAACACCACCAGCUGUAGCACCACCACAGGUACCUAGCCAUUAUGCUCCCAAUUAUCCCAUUGGCCAUCCACGCCGUGCCAGUGAAAGAGGUUCAGGUUAUGGCACAUUGCCUAUGACUGGAGCUCAUCAGCCACAAGUAGGCAUGGUACAUCCUAUGACACAACAGCAACAGAUAGUACAACCUCAAACUCCGCCCCCACCUCCUCCCCCUGUUUCUGGAGGAUAUAUGCAAGAGCAGCAUUUGAGUAUGCCACCUCCUCCGUCCCCGCUAAUCAACACCCAAGAAAUGGUGCUGUCUUCGAACCAACAGCACCCAAUGAUGAUGGGCGGACACCAUGUUCCCGUUCCACAAGGUAGUCUGGGUAUGCACACGUUGUCCCACGCACAAGGGCAUCGUAUCUCCCAACAGUUAGCACAGAACUUCGGGCGACAGAACAGCGGCGCACAAUCACCUCCACUGCCGCCCCCACCACCACCAGAAGAUGAGCACGAAUCGUUCGGAAGACCACGCACUUCUGGCGUGAUGCCGAUCGUACCUGAUGAAGAGGAUUUACCUGGAUGGGUACCGAAGAAUUAUAUUGAGAAAGUUGUGGCCAUAUACGACUAUUAUGCCGAUAAGGAUGACGAGCUGAGUUUCCAAGAAAGCGCAGUCAUCUACGUCUUGAAGAAAAAUGACGAUGGGUGGUGGGAAGGAGUUAUGGAGGGCAUAACGGGACUCUUCCCGGGAAAUUAUGUGGAACCGUGCGUUUAGACUGCGAAUACGCUUCUUUUGUAAUAGACAAUAUGUGUAAUUUUUGUAGGUAUAUACAUUUAUAUAAGCCAAUUUUAUCUGCCUUAUUAUAAUUUUCUUUCAUGUAAAAACAAGAUGGUUGGUUAUAUGUGUAUAAGUUGGACAGGUUUCUUAUGCAUAUUUCAGGGCUUUUCGUAAAUAUACAUGAAUAUAAAAAACAACCGAGACAAAAUCUACCUGUAGACAGUUGUUAAUGGUGUCUGCAUUUUGCGAAAAUAUAUCAUACGUUUGUUCGUCAUCUUCCUCAAUCAUUAUCAUAAAAGUUUCUUCCAAAACUAGUACAAACUACCAAACUUUACACUCAAUAUAGAAAACAAGUCAUCAUUAAUAUAUUUAUUCUUUUGGAGAAGAAAUAUAUUUUUUAUUUUUGUUUUUUGCAGAAAUUUCAGCAGUAGGUAUUCUACAUUCCAAGAAAUCCUGAAAUAACGCUAAAAAUUUUUAAUAAGAAUUAUUUUAAUUCAUUGAUGUUACAAUGGACAAUUAUCUAGUAAUCUAGUGGAUGCACCCAGUGUACAAAUUGGACACACAUCCUUAUAUCUGGUGUACGAUGCUUGUUCAAUUGAAGCUCAUCUUUGGCCCAGAAAAAAAUUAUUGUUAAAUAUAUCUACAAAUAAUUUCCGCUACAAUGAAAACACAAAUCCUAUUGUUUCACCAACCGAUGUAUACCCUGCUUAAAGAAUUCUUGUGGCUGUUGGUCGAAGAAUUAUUUUACAGCAUUUUAUACUUCUUCGUCCGACUGAAAACGAUUAUCUUUCAGCGCUGUUUCCAGUGGCCCAAAGAGUUGAAAAUCACAAGGCGAUAGAUCGGGACUGUAGUAUGGAUGCUCUAAUAUCCGCAUCGCUUUCGUUAUAGAUUUCACUAAUUUGGCAACAUAAGGGCGAGCAUUGUCUUGCAAAAGCAUGACACCAUGUGAGAGCUUAUCUGAAUGUUUUCGUCGUAUUGCUUAAUAGCAACAUAGUAUAAGAUAAUAAUGACACCUAGAUUCGUCUCUAGCAAUUAUUGAUGAAAGGUUGUGUCUGUACUCCGUGAGAUGAUUUUUUGGACAAUUCCUACACACCUGUCCUGUCUUUUAACGCAUUACUCAAUGCACCUGGUCGCGGCUUCUCAUCCAUCUCUUGUCUUCCACUCUUAAAUUUUGAACACUAUUCCUUGACAGUUAUACAGUAUUGGAAAUCUUUUUUCGGGACACAUAGGAAUUUUCAAUUAGUCUAGUCUAGACUAGUCUUAAAAUAAGUAUUUUUCGAAGCUUUAUCGAUCGUAACUCAGCUUCUAUGAAUGCAAAUGAGCCUUAGAAGAUUUCAUUUUAAAGCUUAAUUAAUAGGCUUCCAAACACAGUUUGUUAAAUUACUUUAUCUUCAUUUGUUAUAAGUUAUACCCGUUUGAAGUUAUAAUUUUCUUAAAAAAAUUAUACUUUGAUUUGUUUAUAAGGGUUUCAAGCAAAUGUGAGCUAUAAACAUUUAUACUUUAGUAGUAAAGAAAAGAGAGACGUUCUCACAGACAAUUUAUUUUACAACUAACGACCGGUUUCGCUGUCUAUACUUUGCACAGCAUCUUCAGGUCCCGGUUAUAGUAAAAUUAAAUGCUACAAACAACAAAAAACCAGAGUUAGUUAAGUGGUCUGGGCCCGGAUUACGUACACUCGAUACGCAUCGUAUCCGCCAUGUUUUACCGUAGGGAGUGAUUACGAAACCUCUUUCCCUACGUUGUCGAUGCGAGUCAACUCGAAGGCACUGCUCGAUAUCGACGACCCUGUCGAGUUGCCAACUCGAACUAUCUAUCUCUCUCUGAUAGAUCUCUGAUCUCCUAUAACACUUUCUCUCUUGCCGGUCCAAGUAUAAAAAUUAAGAAAAGUGAAUACAUAACGACAUAACCUACUUACUUCAUAUUCAUACUUUGAUUUCUUCAAUUUAAAAAUAAUGUAAAUCGUUAAUCAAACGAUAUUUAGAUUAUACGAUUUUGAUAAUAAUUCUCAUGUUUUGAACAUUAAAAUAAUAUAUUGUAUAAAUCUCCCAGUGAGGUGUUAUUACACUCAUUACACUUACAGAAGUUCUCUUAUACUUAUUUCUAUUUUAAAAAGAUGUGAAGGAAACGUCCAUGGUUAAUUUUUAUCCUUGUAAUAUUUGCAGAGUAAGAUUUAAUGUCGAAAAGGUAAGAUAAGGAAUGCUCUGAGACAGAAUUCGAUGAAGGGAAUAUGUAGUUAGCAGUGGGCAGUGACCAUUACGAACUUUAGUAAUAUUUUUAUAUAACGUCUCCCAUCUUUCCCUGGCCAUUUAAUCUUUAAUAACGGUAAAAAGUCAUAAUUAAUCUCAAAUUGUACUCAAGUUCAAAAAUCAUAUAGUAUUUUUAUAUCUAGGUAUACGUUAUCACUGUAUCAUCCUUAGAAUAUAAAAUAAACGUUUAUAAUAAUUAAAUAUGUAAUAAAAACUUUAUUUUAUAUUGUAUUGUAAUAAUUAUUGAGGUUAAUGAGAGAAAUUCCUUGGCAUAUAACGUGCAAAGCAUUCCAUUUGUUCGAAAUAUUAUCCCGUAGGUUCAAAAAUACGAUAAUUGCCGAUCAUUUUCUGGCAGUCUACUCGAACCCAGUUCGUAAUCACUUUUUGGCUUCGAUACGUAUUCGCAUCGAGUUUGCCUACGGUUCGUUUUGCGAUCUCGCAUCGAGUGUUCGUAAUCCCGCCCCUGGUUUAAAUCAAAUGUUAAUGAUCAAGCCAAUAUCAAAGUACAUAUAUUUAUAUAUACACAUAAAUACCCACAUGUACGUACGUAUGGUGUGUAACCCUCAUACUCACAUACAUUCACGCAUUCAUAUGCAGUGGUAACAAAAGGAUGUCAAGUAUAAGAUAUAUACUUACUUUCCGGUAUAAGGGAAGAAUAUAGUAGUAGUCAAUAUCAUACUUUUUCUCUGCACUUUACUAAAAGGAGGGUUGGUAGAGGGAUAGAUUUGACUGUAAUAUAUUAACAAAACAUUGGCAGGAUCUUGAGGGGAUUAGUACGAAAACACGACAUUAAACCGAGAAAAACGAAAUUAGUUAUAUAUAAAGUGAUGUUAUUUUUUAUUAAUUGUAUAGAUUUUAUUGAUAUAGGGUUAUUAGAUGUUGUAUAGGAUGUUCAAGAACUUGUAGAUGUAAAAAUUGGGUGUGCAAUUUUUUAGAUAAGAUUGGUCGGAUAUGCAAUAGUUGUGAUCUGAUUGUGAAAAUUUGUUUGAUUUGUUUGAAAAAUUGAAAUUGUAAAAUUAGUAAUUUGCUAAAAUUUUUAUAUUAAAAGUGUCAAUCAAUAAAAUCAUUAAUAGCUAAUUCAGAAUUAAAGUCAAGUGUAUAGGUAAUGCAAUAGAUGAUAUAUUAAAUUUAUUGUAAUAUAAAGUUAUAAUUAUCUGUAGAGCAAUGAAACUUUAUGGAAUAUAACUAAAAAAGUUGAAAAAGUAAUAUAUGAAAAAAUAAUAUAUGAAAUAAUAUUUCAUUUAUGUUAAUAUCUGUUGAAUUUAAUAAAUAGUUGAGUAGGUUAAAAAUUAAUUUAAAAUUUUUGAAAACACCUGGUUGAGCUGAAUUAAAUUGUUUCUUUGUAAUGAUAAAAAUUUUUUUGUUUUAAAGUCGAUAAAUAACACAUAACAGAUUCUAGAACAAACACAAAGGAGAUGGACAUAACAGGAGUUUGGAAAAUUUUGAUAGGGAAAGCAAUCUGAGCACUACAUCUUUUCGAAAAUCGAAAAGAAAUAAGAUCUUCUAAGGCUCAUUUGCAUUCGUAAAAGCCGAGUUACGAUCAAUAAAGCUAAACGAAUUUCGUCACUUACUCGACUGAGCCGAUCUUGGGCCUCAUAUCGCGCCAUUAAAAUAUCGAUAUCUUGGCCAAAAAUACACUUACGAACAUUUUCAUAAGCUCAAAUUGUUCCUUUUGAGUUAUUCUAUCAUUAUUGUUAAUUAAAGUAUAAUUGUUUAUAGCUCAAAUUUGUUUAAAAUCCUUAUAAACAAAUUAAUGUUCAAUUCUUUUAAGAAAAUUAUAACUUCAAACGGGUAUAACUUUAAAACAAAUAAAGAUAAAGUAAUUUAACAAACUUUGUUUGGAAGCCUAUUAAUUAAGCUUUAAAAUGGAGAUCUUCUAAGACUCAUUUGCAUUCGUCGAAGCCGAGUUACGAUCGAUAAAGCUUCGAAAAAUAAUUAUUUUGCAAUUUGUAUUGUGCACUAAUUUUACAAUAUCUUGAGUUCUAAUUGUUGGAUUUAAGUUUAGUAAACGUUUUUUUCUUCGUUUUUAUUACAGAACAAAUUUUAUUUGAAACAUUUCUUUUAUCUCUUUUAGUUUAUGAGCCAGAGCCUUAUAAACAAUUAAUUUGUUUAUAACAAUUUUUUGACCACUCGGAUCGAAAUCCACCAUCGAAAUUCGUAAUCAGCAGCCAAAAAUCCAUAAGAAACCGUUGAGUUUGUCCAUCAGAAUUGAAAAGGACACGGUGGAUUCUGGAUUUACAAUUAACUAGUGUAAAUUUCAUGACAACGUCGCGAUGUUUCAUAUUUCAUUCAUUUGUUCGACUGCACCGAACUGAGAUCUCUGAUUUGCAAAUAACCAGUGUAAAUUUCAAUAUAACCUCGCGAUGAUUUAAAAUUAAUUAAUUUGUUCGACUGUAACCCCUUUACCGCUGGCUAUCGCACAAUUGAUGCAAUUCGAUGGGGCACCUCAGUUAGUGCAGUCGAACAAAUGAAUUAAAUAUGAAACUUCGCGACGUUGUCUUGAAAUUUACACUGGUUAAUUGCAAAUCCAGAAUAUAACUUAUUACAUUGAAAAUUCCUAUGUUCCGAAAAAAGAUUUAAAAUAAUGUGUACCCAAAGCAUGCGUUUCAAUACACUACUUGCAUUUGCGUAUUAAUUUGCAGUGGUUGCAAACCUUCAGCACGCUAAAAUUGCAUUGUCGCACCCUGAUUAUAUUUGAACGAAUUUUUAACAACAAACUCUAUUUUUAAGUCACAAUACUUAAAAUCACAUUCGAACAUAAAUAUAGAUGAAAAGUGAUCAGUGUGAUGUUACAAACUAACAUUGUAGAACGUCAGUUCAGUGAUUAAAAUUGCUUCCAAGGCUAAAGCUCUUUUCACAUCAACACGACAGUCGUGUAUACGAUGACGUUAAACGACAUCAAGGGUGAAAAGUAUACGGAGCUAUUCACACUAGUACGACGUGUGUCGUCUAAACGACACACGACAGUCGUGAGAUCGCGUAGGGAAGCUGUGACUUCCCACUGCAUUCAUCCGGCUGUCGUGUCGUUCGAACGACAUCGGAUACAGGGGUGGGCAAACUUUUUUUAGUAAGGGUCACAAAAUAUUUUUGGCCUAUUACCGAGGGCCGCAAUAUUUUUUACCUUAACAUGUUCGAAUUUUUAACUUUUUACUAAUUUUGUUUAAGGGGGGGCAUGGUUUGAAAUCAACAUUUCAAGCACCUUUGCUUGAAUUUUGUUUGAAAUUAUGGUAGAAUUAUUUUAUUUUUAAAUUAAAUAAACAUAUUCAGUACAAUUCAAAGAUUAUUAAAAAAAAUCAAGGCCAAAUAUUGGAAAAUAAGCCAACGGUGGCAAAUUUUUACAGGCAGCUCCAAAAAAAUGGAUUUUGCAGUAGAACUCGUCAAUGGAUCAUAUGAAACAAAAGAUUCAAAAAUAUUUUAUUAUCUUAUGAGUUUCUCGAGGUAACGCUGUUGAGUUUUUUAGUUUUAACGAUUUUUGAGUUUUUGAUAUCACUCAAAAUAUAAGUCAAAAUAACGAAAUUUUUGUAAAAAAGUGUGAAAAUCAACAUAUUUAUUAUUGUUAAUCAAAACAUAUCUCGACAGAGUUAACUCACGAAAUGUUUAAAGAAAAUCUAUGAAAAAUUUCAGGUGGAUCUGUCAAGUAGGUAGUUUUUGAGUUACAAUGUCGACCGCCUUUGAAAAAAGCAAUUUUGAGAAAAACGCGUUUGGUUUGACAACUUUUAUCUCUUUGUUUUUGUCUGUCAAAUCGUAAAGUGAUGCACGCCGGAAUAUGUUUUUGAAUCGCAGAGUAAUUUACAAAAGAGACGGGAACAGCUGUUGAACGUUUCUCUUCCGGUAAUUUUACUCCGGUCAAGCUGAAAAUUGUGGAGAGUAUUCUUGAAGUUUUUUUUAUUUAUUUAUCUAUGUACUUUCAUUUAAAAUAAUGAAAAAAUCAAACAUUUUAAAUGCUUCAAACCGUAUCCCUCUGCCCUAAACAGCAUUCACACUUUGUUUGUUGUUUGUUUGGGUUUAUAUGACUGCGGACACUAAAUCCAUUCGCCAAUAACAUUCACACUUAAUUAAGCAUGGUAUUUCCCUCUGUGUAUCUAUAUAUUUAUUUAUUUUUAUUUUAUCUACAUAUGAACCUAUUUUUCCCUAAUAUUGUUCUGAAGCUAUUUCCUUGUGACAUCUUAUGCAAUUUACUAUUUUAUUUAAGAAUAAGCCACAAUUUAAGUUUAAAAUUAAAUUUAUUUGACGUUUAGAUUACCACUUCGGUAAUCGUAAUCAAAAUACAAAAUAUUACUUAAUUAAGCAUUUAUUUAAUUAGUUUAAUUUAUUAAUGUUUUGUAUUUUGAUAACGAUUUUCGAAGUGGAAAUGGAAACGUCAAAUAAAUUUAAUUUCAAACUUAAAUUUUGGUUUAUUCCCAAAUAAAAUAGUAAAUUCCAUUUUCACAUUGCUAUUAGUUACUUAAAUAUUUGAACAUGCAAACACGAAUCAUACGUAAUAUGCAACACGCGUCAUUUAUUAAACCAAAAUAAACAAAGUUACAAAUUUGAAAAAUCUUAGAUUCCCUUCAUUGCUUUUGUUUUCUUUGAAAGAAUUAAAUAAUAUACAAAUAUGCACGAUGAUUUAAUCCCAUUGAACGAAUAAUUAACAAUAAUAGUUAUAAUUGAAAUGACGUUGGCGUUGACUACUUACAAAAAAAGUUUGCACAAUACCUGCUCAUGGAUUAAGCAGUGAAAAAUAAUAACUGAUGUUCUGAAAAUUGUUCAUGGACGUAAUCCUCAAGUUUUCUCAAAAUUACAAUAUUUGCUCCUCUUAAAUAAUGGUGCUCCGUCAGUUGUUACACUUACUAGGUGGUUACCGCACUAAUUUAAAAUUUUCCAAACAGUUCCAGACUACUCCAAAAAUAUCGUUUCCAUUUGUUGAAAUUUCGUGGAUUUCAUUCAGGCAGCCGACAAAACUCUACCGGAAACCCAAAUAAUUGCCCGCGUUAUGUUGAAAAUUUGCGGAAAAAUCAAUCGCUGCGAAAGUGUUAUUUAUAUUAGCUGUGUUAAUAGCUGCAUUAUCUGUAUUUAUUUAAUAGUAUUAGCAAUACAUAAUUAAAAAAAAAUUAAAUUAAAAUAUUUCACUUUUUUCCGCGGGCCGCAAAAAAAUGUAUAAGGGGCCGCACUUUGCCCACCCCUGGAUAGAUGGUAGGCAAGACGAGGUAGUGGAGCUGUUCACAUCAAUCCGGCAGGUUGUGCAUACGACUAUUUUAUUAGUUUAGCGUACACAAGUGAAUUGAAUUUGAGUGGUUGGUAAUAUCCACAUUGAAAUGUUAAUAACCUUUGUAGCCUGGAUAUGUCAGAAUAACAUUUUUUUUAAAUAGUUAAAAACUCUUCUUGAUCUUGAUUUUUUUUUCUUUUACGGCCUUUGGGAACUUCGCCCAUUUAGCCAGCAACGCUUCUUGAAAGCGACGCCUCACCAUACACCAAGACCAUUACGAAUCCAUUACAAAAACAAUCCAGGGUAGGAGUAUUUGAUCUUGAUUUAAAUCAUUAAAGAGUACAUAAAAUGCCCCGGAAUAUUUUCUUAGCAUGUUGAUUCGAUGCAUCCAGUGCAACAUAUUUCUUCUCUGUCUUCAUUUUAAUCUUCUGUACAGCACUACCCAAAGUAGUAAGUCACUGCGAUCCAUAUUACUUCUAACUACGACACCAUCUUGUCAAAUGAGACUUCACAGACAGAGACCACACGACUGUCGGAACAAUGUCGUGUAGGUGUGAAAUGAGCCAAAUUUCUGCCGUUGUCGUGGACGACAUCGUAUACACGACUGUCGUGUUGAUGUAAAAAGAGCCUAACCUGACCAAAGAUGCGUUUCAAUUGAACAAGAUAUUUUCAAAUAAACUCUUUAAGGGGUUACAUAGUCUUGCGGGUAAAAAAAGUGACUUUUUAAAAAAAUUAUAUCUCGAAAACUAAAAAUUAUUUUUAUUUAUAAUUGGAACAUGUAAAAGUAUAGUACUUAAGGCACUCUCAAACAAAUUUUCAGCCAAAAUAUUCAUUUUUGUAGAGUUGACUGCAAUUUUUCGACAACAGACAUUUUUUGGCGGUGGGCAGCAUAACUAAGCCCAGUCUCAUCUGAAAUCAAAAAGUUUCUUGUAGUUUAUACCUCUGGCUAGUGAAUGAACGAAGGAAUUUUUAUUAGGUGAAGUUGUUUUUGUUUUAUAAAAAAACUACUUUAAAAGAGGAUCAUUUUUGAAAAAGUGAGAAAAAUUGGGGUCGAAAAUGUGUUUAAACUUAUGUAAAAUUUUCAAAUUUCAUUUUUUUUUUAAUUCCUUCGUUCAUUUAGUAGCCAGAGGUAUAAAUUACAAGAACUUUUUGAUUUCAGAUGAGACUGGACUUAGUUAUGCUGCCCACCGCAAAAAAAGGGCUGUUGUCGAAAAAUUGCAGUCAACUCUACAAAACUGAAUAUUUUGGGCUCAACAUUCUUUUGAGAGUACAAAAGUCACUUUUCUCCCCGCAAGACCUAUGUAACCCCUUAAUUGACGUUUCGCCCUUUGCAUCGGUCGUUUUUAAAGUAAAGUAAAAUACCAAAUAUCGAAGGCAAAACAAAUAAAGAAUUUAUUUUUUCAUUAUGCUGUAGUUCCUAACGACAUCGUAACCAAACAUGUCACCAAGGAAACGGUCUCAGAGUGCUCUCAAGGUAGCAAUGUUCCAUGGCGUUCUUAAUUAGAUCUAAUGAGUUAAAAAUAAAUAUUGGAGCAGCCUUCCCAUAUGAAAAAUGUCGAAUUUAAAACAACGUAGAAAUAGAUUCCUAGAACUUUUUUGUACAACUGUAUGCUCGACCUAAAUAGUAAAGAUAUGUACUCUUUUGGUAGGUAAAUUAUAUCUGUCCUUUUUAUAUUAACCAUCAUCCAUAACGAAUUUAUUUAAUAAUUAAUAGUAUAAAACUGUAGGUAGUAUAUUGAAUUCCAACUGUAGAGGUGUAACUUUAUUGUUAUAUUUAUUCACUCUUUAUAACCAGUAUACACACUGUGAAUAGGAGAAGUAGUUUUAUUCUAAAAACUUCUGUUAGUGCAUUUUUUUUAUUUCGUACUGCCAUUGUUUUGGAUUUCCUCGGUAGUAUUUAGUAUUCAGUUAUAAAUUCUUUUUAAAUGCACAGAUAUCUCGAUCUUUUUAAAUCUUUUAAAUUUUUAUGAUUAUAUUGUAGUCUUGAUUGAAAGUUUAGCAAUAAAUCAACUUUAAACAAACUUUAACAAGAAUACAACCACUACUAGUGGUUUUAACAGAAAAAUGUAAAUGUAGUCAGAAAUAUUCUAUAUUUUUAAUCAUUCAUUAAAUUUUUACAAUUAUUUCUCUAGGUCAGUGUGUGUAUGGUGUAUGAACAUUUUGCACAUAUUAUACAUAAUAUUAUUGAUUUAUCAAUCAUAUAGGAAAUUUUAUUUGAGCUUAGAUAGCAAUUAUACAAUAUUUUAUUUAUAGAAUAUUAAAUAAAAAAAAAAUAGUU